Triticum aestivum (bread wheat) is the source of this 491-nucleotide messenger RNA. Its product is annotated as protein FAR1-RELATED SEQUENCE 3-like. The transcript has 3 exons. NCBI's taxonomy places the organism in Eukaryota, Viridiplantae, Streptophyta, Magnoliopsida, Poales, Poaceae. The record is from RefSeq and is a predicted model, not a curated record. The coding region runs from base 87 to 491 and encodes 134 amino acids.
UGAGGCUGAAGAAGGAAAAGGAUGGAACAUUUGUCGUAAAAGAGAUAGUCUGGGAACACAACCACAGGCUACAGCUCACCGCAUAAAUGCUUGUCUUCUUGCAGUCCCACAAAAACUUUGACAAAACAAUCUUGGAGUACGUCAAGUACCUGCAGUUCAAAGGCAUUGAACACUCGCAAAUCAUGAGCAUUCUGGGCGGUGAUGACCCUGGUAGCUACUUCCUCGAAAUGAAUGCCAAAGACCUGAUUAACCUGAAAGCAAAGAAUUCAAGGAUUGAUGAUGUGGAUGAUGUCCUAAAGACUGUCAACUUCUUUAGGGAGAUGAAAGCUAUAAACAGGGAAUUCUUCUGUGACAUGCAACUCGAUGAGUCCGACAGAGUUAAGAACAUAUUUUGGGCGAACGCAAGCUGCCGAGGAGCGUAUCAGGACUUCGGGGACUGCGUAACAGAUGAGGAUGCAGAUUCAUUCAAGUGGUUGUUCAGGACAUUUUGA